Polistes dominula (European paper wasp) is the source of this 1183-nucleotide messenger RNA. RefSeq lists its product as uncharacterized. Gene Ontology annotation, molecular function: metal ion binding. Lineage: Eukaryota; Metazoa; Arthropoda; Insecta; Hymenoptera; Vespidae. Gene Ontology annotation, cellular component: nucleus. The record is from RefSeq and is a predicted model, not a curated record.
UGUUUGUAGACUGCACUGUUAAUUAAUUGAUUAAAAUUAUGGCUUCCUUAGUUGCGGAUUACGGAACUUCCUCGGGUUCAGAUAGUGAUGGUGAUGACGUAUCGGAUGAUGGUGAUAACACGGGAAGAAGAAGAAGAUGGGGAAGAUGAUGAGCCUGGUGAAAAUAAUGAUGACAUACAAACUGAAACUGCUUCCAAAGAAAAACUUCCAUUACCUACACCUGAUUUUAAUGGCACACCUACUUUGAAAACUUCUGUAUUCUCUAAUCCAUUUGUUGAAGCUGAAAAAGCUAAAAGUGCUAUACUUGAAAAACAUGUCAAAAUGACUCCAACAUUGGAUGAUACUAAAAUGAUAAAUGGUAGAAAAAUUUGUUGGAAUUAUAGAAAAGGCAGAUGUCGAUUUGGUCACAAUUGUACUUUCGCUCAUGACUCAGACUUGCAUAGAACUGCAGCUGAGUUGGAAGCUAUACGAGCUCCGCAAGAAACCAUUAUUUGUCAAACUCAGUAUAAUGGUCAGCUUUCUGUAAAUGAUGAAAAUGAUGUUGAUCAAGAGAACAAUCAUACAAAUAAACGUAAAAAAAGACCAGGAUUAAGUCAGUCCUUAAUUCCUAGUAAAAAGGUCUUAAAAAUGUACAAAGCCCAGCAAACUAAAGCUAUUAGUAGGUAAACAAAAUGUAGUCAUUUUAGUAUUUCAAAGUAUAUAGUAGAAUAUAAAAGCAAUGCUGACUAUUAUUGUCAUUUGCUUUUAAAAAAGAAAAGAUAUUAGUCCUUCCAAUACUUAAAUUAGUUAUAAAUACAAUUUUACAAUUCUACUAAGCUCAGUUUACAGUUGUAUAGAGGAAGCUGCUUUAAACAUAAUACUUGGAAGAACUAUCUUCCAUAAAUAACAAUUUUUAUAAAUUUUAAUGACUUUUACAUAAACAAAAAAAGAAAAAAAAUAUUUAUGGAAUUAAACAUAAAGCUAAGAUAUCUUGCAAACAAUGCUUCCAGAAUGCUAAUUAUUAAUUCAUAUUAUAUUUAUAUAUAUAUAUAUACAUAUAUGUAUAUAUAUAUACUUUUUAAAUAAUUAAAAUCUAGUAUUUUUAGGUAAUAACUGGUAUAUCUUUAUGGAACAGGUUGUAAUCUAUACAAAGUUUAGAUAUUAUUUAUAGAUUUAAUACUUUUUAUGUGCUUAAAAAAAAAAA